This is a messenger RNA of Drosophila hydei, 837 nucleotides long. Its product is annotated as protein lin-54 homolog. Gene Ontology annotation, cellular component: nucleus. Gene Ontology annotation, biological process: regulation of DNA-templated transcription. Bases 121 to 828 code for a protein of 235 amino acids. The transcript has 2 exons. The record is from RefSeq and is a predicted model, not a curated record. NCBI's taxonomy places the organism in Eukaryota, Metazoa, Arthropoda, Insecta, Diptera, Drosophilidae.
UUUGUUUAUUAACGGCAAAAAAGAGCUGAAUAUACCCUGGUUCAAUAUGAAAACAGAGUAUUUCACUUAAUGACAGCCGCUGUCACAGGCAGCAGCAAUUAUUAGAGAAAUUAAAAAAUUAUGUCUCAGGUACGAUCGGGGCUUUACCUUUCCAAGGAGCAGUCAAAGCGUCAGCCGAAGCAACAGGCGCCCAAAGGUUGCUGCUGCAAGCGCUCGCAAUGCAUCAAGAACUACUGCGAUUGCUAUCAGUCCAUGGCGAUUUGUUCCAUUUACUGCAAAUGCAUUGGCUGUCGCAAUACUGAGGAGCGUCUGGCGGUAGCGACGCCGCCCAAGAAAACGGCGCUGGCCACCAAGCGGGAACGUGCCGCAGCUCUCAGUGCCAAAGCAGCGGCUGCGGCGGCCAAGGCGGGCAUCAACAUCCAUUUGAAGCCGGCGCCUGGCUCUGCUGCUUUUAACGGUCAGCAAUUUGGGGCUGGUGCUCAGGCACCCGCUGCCGCAACGCCGGCGCAAAUACUGCAGCUGCCCGACUUGGAUCUAGAGAAUAUCAUCACGUUGCCGCCACCCAAUGCGGCUACUGCUACUGCAACUAAGAAGCUACCGCCUGCCCCAGUACAAGGACAAUCGCUGUUUUUCACCAGCCAACCUUUGACGCCACCCAAGGAGGUAAAUGUGUGCAAGCAGCCAGUAAAUGUGGCGCUGCUCGAGUGCAUCCUGGUGCAGGCCGCCGAGGCCGAGGAACUGGGCCUCAACGAGGUGCAGGUGGGCAAGUUAAUACUUCACGAGUUCGCGCGCGGCCUGCAGGCCAUUAUAAAGGUCUAUGAUGUUUGAAAAAUAGAU